UUUUGGAUAGACUACGGCAGGGGUGUCAAACUAGCAGCCCUUCAGCAGUUGCGAAACUACAAGUCCCAUCAUGCCUCUGCCUUUGGGAGUCAUGCUUGUAACUGUCAAUCUUGCAAUGCCUCAUGGGACUUGUAGUUUGACAACUGGAGGGCCGCCAGUUUGACACCUUUGUUGAAGAAUUACAAGUCCCAUGAGGCAUUGCAAAACUGACAGUUACAAGCAUGACUCCCAAAGGCAGAGGCAUGAUGGGACUUGUAGUUCACCAACAGCUGGAGGCCCACAGUUUCCCACCCCUGC
Staurois parvus is the source of this 297-nucleotide messenger RNA. The record is from the annotation of a GenBank genome assembly. NCBI's taxonomy places the organism in Eukaryota, Metazoa, Chordata, Amphibia, Anura, Ranidae.